UGCCUCGCUUCUCCCUGGGAUCGACAUUGUUCUUUUCCUUUGCUUCUCUAUUCACGCAACUUCUCGGGAUCAUAAAAAGGUUCCUUUUUUUUCUUUUAAUUGACUUCUUUUGUUCUUUGUUUUUUUUAAUUAUUAUUAUCUUGGUGGGUUGCUGGUGACGAUAACAGAAGAUCUGCGUAAUUCGCCUAAUGGUGAUUCCAACGGAAAUGGAAUUAGUCACCAGUCCCUUUCGCAGACUAAGACAAGAUAGAAACAACAGCCGAUUGUACACAACAAACCAGCCUUAUCCUAUUAGCACAUUAGCCUCAACUUCCAGCAGCCUAAUCUCUCUGUGCAAGAUGGAAGCUCCAGUAACCGACAUACCUUUGGCGGUAAAUGCAGCACAUAAUGGACACAUACAAAGGAACACGGGUGAAUCCUGCCCCCCACCUAAAACAAAUUACCUGACCGUUACUCAGUAUCUGCCUGAAGCCUUUGCUCAGCAAGGAAACAUGAAUGGAGCAUUUGAUUCAUCUAGCUGCCCCGAUGCACACAUCUAUUCAGUUGUUAAUAAUUAUGUAGAUGGAAACCAGCCAAUAAAACAUAGUGGCAUGCAUUUUGGUGAUGGCAAAAGAAAAGUGGACUAUGUACUUGCUUAUCAUUAUAGACACCGCUCUUCCAAUCAAAAUGGUUCCCCCGGGAGUCUAAGACCUCCAGCUGUCAUUGUGUCUAAUGGGAAUUCAAUAACUCCAGAAGAAGUUGGGAAAACACCCCAACAGUCUCUGCCUGGGGAUUUGCACCAUCAGAGCAAUCAGAAGGAGAACAUCCAUAAUCAUCAGAAACACAAGAAUAGUGACCACCCUCACUCUGAAAAUGGACAUCAGCCACAUCAUCCUGAUGGUGUUGUUGUAGUGGAAAUAAAUCAACAUGAUGCUCUUGAAGAAGAGAAGAAAAUUCAAAGGGAGGAGUUUGAGCAGAACCUUUUGGAAGCUGGCCUGGAGUUGGAAAAAGACCCUGAGACAAAAAGCCAAGGACUGAAUUUUGUCCGGAUUCACGCACCUUGGCCUGUACUAAGUCGCGAGGCUGAAUUUCUUAAAAUAAAGGUGCCCACCAAAAAGAUGUAUGAAGUAAAGCAAGACACCGGCAUCCUGAGAAAGUUAUGGAACAAAUGUACAAAGAUUUUACAGCCCAAAGUGCCACAACUAAGUGAAAAUACGAAGAUGAAACACUUAUCGUAUCCCUUUUCCAGAGACAAAAUGCAUUUGUACAACGUUAAAGACAAGGAAACAUUUUUUGACAAUGCAACACGGAGUCGAAUAGUAUAUGAGAUAUUAAAGAGAACUUCUUCUGUAAAGGCCAAAUACAGUAUGGGUAUUACCACAUUGAUAGCAAACAAUGUCUAUGACUCAGCAUACCCGCUUCAUGAUGGUGACUAUGACCACAACAAAAAUGAAACAAAUGAUCGAAUGCUGUUAUAUCGAGAAUGGGCAAGAUAUGGAGCCUUUUACAAAUAUCAACCUAUUGAUCUCAUAAGAAAAUAUUUUGGGGAAAAAAUUGGACUGUAUUUUGCGUGGCUGGGUCUGUAUACAUGGCUACUGAUUCCUGCCUCCCUAGUUGGGAUUAUAGUUUUUCUCUAUGGUUGCGCAACUAUUGAUGAGGACAUUCCCAGUCAGGAAAUGUGUGACCAGCAACAAGCCUUCAUAAUGUGCCCACUGUGUGACAAGGCAUGCGACUACUGGAAACUGAGCAGUGCUUGUUCUACAGCGCGUGCGAGUCACCUGUUCGAUAACCCUGCAACAGUCUUCUUCUCCGUGUUCAUGGCUCUCUGGGCAACCUUGUUCCUUGAGUACUGGAAACGUUUACAGAUGAAACUGAGUUACUUCUGGGACCUUACAGGAUUGGAAGAAGAAGAAGAGCAUCCAAGACCAGAAUAUGAGACAAAAUUGCUAUUAAAGAGAGAAAAAUCAAAAGGCAAUGGGAAGAAUGAGAAUAAAAAGGAAAAAUUAACCUGGCGAGACCGAAUUCCAGCGUAUCUAGUUAACUUUUCUGCCAUUUUGUUUAUGAUAGCAUUAACAUUUUCAGCAGUGUUUGGAGUGAUCAUAUAUCGAAUCACGACCGCCGCUGCCUUGGCAGUUAGUACAAGCGAAGUCACAAGGUUAAACGCUCGUGUCACUGUAACGGCCACUGCUGUUUUAAUUAAUCUGGUUGUCGUACUCAUACUGGAUGAGAUUUAUGGAUCCGUUGCUAAAUGGCUUACAGAAAUAGAGGUCCCAAAAACAGAAAAGACUUUUGAAGAAAGACUCAUUUUAAAGGCUUUCCUUUUGAAGUUUGUGAACUCAUAUGCUUCGAUAUUUUACGUUGCCUUUUUUAAAGGACGGUUUGUCGGACGGCCUGGAAGCUAUGCAUAUAUUUUCAAUGAUUACAGAAUGGAAGCGUGUGCACCGGGAGGCUGUCUAAUAGAACUGUGCAUUCAGCUUAGUAUUAUUAUGCUGGGGAAGCAACUAAUACAGAACAACUUGUUUGAGAUUGGAAUACCGAAGUUAAAGAAAUUGUACAGGAAGUUUAAAGACAAAAGACCAGAGCCUGGUGAAAACAAUUUAAACAGCUCUAAAGAACCUCAACAAUGGGUCCAUGACUAUGCACUUGAACCAUUUACUGGGCUGACACCAGAAUAUAUGGAAAUGAUUAUCCAGUUUGGUUUUGUAACUCUGUUUGUGGCAUCAUUUCCACUGGCCCCACUCUUUGCUCUCCUCAACAACAUAAUAGAAGUUAGACUGGAUGCAAAGAAAUUUGUGACGGAACUUCGGAGACCCGACGCUGUGCGAUCAAGGGAUAUAGGAAUUUGGUACAAUAUUUUAAGUGGAAUUGGCAAAUUUUCUGUGAUUAUAAAUGCAUUUGUAAUAUCUGUGACAUCCGACUUCAUUCCACGUCUUGUGUAUCAAUACAUGUACAGUGAAAACGGCACCAUGCAUGGUUUCCUCAAUCACACCCUUUCAUAUUUCAAUGUCAGCAAUCUAAAGCCCGGAACCCUACCAGAAAACUCCCAGUUGAAUGUUGAAAUUUGCAGAUAUAAAGAUUAUAGAGAACCUCCUUCUUCCCCAAAUCAGUACGAUUUUUCCAAGCAAUACUGGACAAUUUUAGCUGUACGACUGGCCUUUGUCAUCCUUUUUCAGAACCUGGUCAUGUUUUUAAGUGCCGUGGUGGACUGGCUGAUACCUGAUAUUCCAAAGGAUAUAAGCGAACAAAUAAAAAAAGAGAAAACUGUGCUGGUCAACGUAUUUCUAAAAGAAGAACAAAAAAAGCUUCAGCUCAUAGAAAACUUCUUGAUGCAUGACAAACAACGUAGCCACAGCGAAAAUAAAGGACAGCGAAGUCGAGCGGCAAGUUUCGGCCAUUUCAAUCGUAGUCAGCGCGGCAGUUUAUCGUCAUUCAGCUCACGCCACACCGAUGUGUGAUUUUCGUUUUCAGAGCAUAACAGAUGCGCAAGUAAUAUUUGCAGUUGAGGAACUGGAGAUGGGCAGACGUAUGGACAGAAGGAAUGGAACGAUGAAGAGGAAAACCCUCAGUUUUCCAUGUACACGUCUCCAAACCAUUUUAAGCAGGUUUUUGUAAUAUUUAAAGAGUCGUCUGGUGCAACACAUAGCUCAGACACAUUUCCGCACAACUAUGCACCACCUUCUGCUAUGCAUUUAACUGUUUAACUAGCGGGAGCUUGCAUCCAGUACACGCAAUAGGAAGCAGAGUAAGGCCGCAGGUCAUAUAAUGAUUAAAAGUCAAUAGAACUAGCCAAGCUCAUUAGUCUUAAUGAGCAAACGUCUUUAAAGUGUGUCACCCCCCAUUUCUAUACCGCGCACAUAAAAUAAGAGAGACUUCUGCUGCUGUGCUUUAAAACUGAGGUGAUAUCAACAAUUUUUUUUCAUUUUACUGAAGGGUGAAGAAACUGGAGCAUAAUUUUAUUGUGAACUUAAUUACAUUCAAUACUAAAUAUAUAUAUACAAAGAAACAACUGUAUUCAAUAAAAAGGGAAUGCAAAGUGCGUGUGUAUAAAUAUAACUGCAGAUAGCGUGCUCCCAGAAUGUUACGUUCACUUGGGUGCUCUUGAGAAUAUUAUUUGUGAACUUAUGUAGGAGAAGCAAAAAAAAAAAAAAAGAAAUUCCUCAGGGCUAAUUUUAUACAACCCCUUCUAAGAAACGUAAAUCAAAAGUUCAGAAACAUACCAAUCCAUAUCCAACUGAAAAAUUGUAAUUUAUGUUUCUGGACUGGAAUUUUUUGGAGAGUUUGUAUGGAGAGAUCCUAAAAUAAACAAUUUUUUUUCUUGAA
Messenger RNA from Xenopus laevis (African clawed frog), 4299 nucleotides. It is a transcript of the gene ano2.S, whose product is annotated as anoctamin 2, calcium activated chloride channel S homeolog. The record is from RefSeq and is a predicted model, not a curated record. Lineage: Eukaryota; Metazoa; Chordata; Amphibia; Anura; Pipidae. The transcript is spliced from 25 exons. The coding region runs from base 189 to 3434 and encodes 1081 amino acids.